ACAGUACACAAAACCAAUGUGAUGGCAGUAGUGAUAAGUAGCGCUUUGAUGGAGGAAAUAGUGUGUUUUCUUGUUCGCAGGCGCUGCGUUUGAUAUGAAGUACGGCGUCAGUGUGAACGCAGAAGCCACUGCAAGUAGAUCGACACAAGAAGACCCUGCUAGCCCUCGAGGGAGAGGUGGCUCCUCCGUCACCACUCACCCCAGAGAUGAUCAUCCAGGAGCUGUUAAAUCAUCCGCCGUUAUAUCUGUCAAGCCGCUGUUUAAGCUAAUCAACUUCAACGACGACGAUCUUGUCGAGGUUGACUGUUCCGGCAACCACACCAGCUCACAGGAAGUUAUGGGAGGUGUGACAGAUAUUUGUAUGCCCGAGGCAAACGCUGUCCACAAUAUGGAAUUCCCUGAUAAAAUUCCACAUAAAAUUAUUAAAAAUAAAAGGCAAGUUAACAUCAUACCAUUUCAAAAAGAAAAAUUCCCACAAAGAAAAACCCGAGCGACCUGUAGCCUAAAUGUCGAAGGUGACUGUGGCACGAACCAGGCUGCUACAGGUGUAGGACCAACCGUGACCUGUAGCAGUGUUACGUUCCCUGGUUCAACCUUUCAAAUCCCUGCAGGGGAAGGCAGGACCGAGGACACUGUAUCGAGUCUACAUAUGAGACAACACAGUUCUACAUUAUCCACAAACAGUCAGAAUGUCUCAUUUGCCCCACCAGGAUGUUCUACAAGUAGACCAAAUGCCAAAAUUCAGUAUGCCUCUGUGUCGAUGACUGAUAUUUGUAGAAGUACAUCGCGUACAGACAUUCACAAUCUACCAAAAACCUUAUCUGGAACACUUGAGCACCUGAAAAGCCAGUACACGAAGCAACAGAACGGCAGCAAUACAAGUGGAAAUACAAACAUCGCAUCGGAUGUGAACAUCACUCAGAAGUGCCACAAAAGGAGCAGCACCGUCACAGUCGACUCUUGCAUAAGGAACAGAAACACGGACGGUGACACCAGGACAAGUAUUAACAACACAGUUGGUGAUGUAAUGAGCGGCGUAACCAACACCACCAGGAAAGGCGACGACCACACUAUUGAUAGUUCUCGUGGCAGGAGUGAGGAGGAGACAGAUGAGGGCCAGCCUAGUGCAAGACGCGAGGUGAGAACGUGUGGUGAGGCGCUUCAAGAGAUCGUCAAGGAGGUGGAGUUAGGGCUAAGGAGGGCCACGCUGAGGCUACACCAUGACUGGAAUAGAUGUCACCACUGUAUCGAGGAGGUGAGGAAGGCACUGCAGGGGAGAGGUGGUGUGCGUGGUGAGGCGCUAGAGGGGCCCUGCCUCACCUUCCUGGCGCAAGUGUUGACUCUGGUCGUGUCGAGAGCCGCCCCCGGUCACCUCCUCACCGCCUGGUGGCGUGUGGUGGAGGUGGUGGAGAGCGUGGUAACGGAGGUGUGUACGUGGCCGCCCCUGUUGGUAAGAGCUGGCAACAUCCUCCUCCAGGAGCUGGUCAACAUUUGCCACGAGAUGCACGAGAUGCACGAGUUGCUCACUGGAGGGAGCGACAGGCGAUUGUCACGAUGGGAACACCUUACCGAGAUUGGGUACUCCCUGGCAGGUGUGUUCAGGAAGAUCGUCAAUCAGGCCUCUCGCAUACUAGACAGAGGCGCCUACCCACCCCCGGCACCAAAGUCCCCCAUUAUCAGUGAAAAGUCGUUCGUGGAGGAGGCUCUGGCAGCUCUCCUCCCCAGUUACGACAUAUACGCAAAUUUACCGACAUGGAUGGACCCCAGUCAGGCGCUAUACCCAGGCCAGACCCCGGGAGCCACCACACCUGCAGCACCAACAGGAGAGUUCUCAUAUUCAAGUGCAUCAAUGGGGGACGUCACACUGAUCGAAGCACCUAGAGAGGACGAGGUGUCUAGGUGGCGCUACAUAAACAACAUGAAGGAAAACAUCAGUGCUGCUUUAGCCAUGUUGGACCCACAUCCUCGUCACCGCCAGAGAGACAUUGCUCAGCCUACCUUGAAGAGAACAGUGACCCUCCUGAAGGACCCCCGGGAUCCUGGUGUCUCCUGCAGCCCACCAGACCCCUCCACCAUAGAGUGGAACUUGCGAUACUGGCGAUCAGUUAUGGCGGAGCAGAUUUUGUUACUUACUGACGUUCCUUUGUUUGAAUUACAGGUCUCUGAGAUCAUUCGCCUUAUUGACGGUUGCUGUGCUUUAGAGUUAUAACACGAUCAAGAUUUUCUAUCAUCCGUGCCGUACCUUACACAAAUUGUAGCUGCGGUACCACCUCAAUCAUAUAACUUGGUCGUCGUUCCUGUGUUGUACUGUGAGCCAACAACCUACUCUAUUACUUUUACUUUUAUCCUCUUCGCCACUGGUUGGCUCGUUAGCAGCUUGGGCGUCUUUGGCUAAGAGAAAAAGAUUAACUUAUUGACCUUGGGGAAUAUGGACCCAGGUGUUUAUUACCCCGUCAUGUCAGUAUAACAUAACCAUCAACAUGUCACUAGUAUAAUUUCCAUAAUUAUCUACAUAUUUAUAAUUUAUUCAGGAUUAUGUAUUUUUCACUAUUUUUAUAAAUAUUUUUGUCAGCAUAAAAAUUGCCAGAACUACCUCACUUUUAUUCGCGAAUAACAAAAGUGUCCCGCAUCGCGAUUUUAAUACUACAACUGAAGUCCAAUACUGUACAAGUAGACGACCAGUGUAUAUAUUCUCGUAACUCCAGCCGAUGAAGUAGUGUCUGGUAAAGAAAAGGUGAAGCCAUACUGGAAAUAAUCACCUGAUGACUUUGUCGGUUCCUUAGUCAAAUUACCUUAAUUACUAUAUGUGUGUGUGUGUGUGUGUGUGUGUGUGUGUGAUCGACAAGCAUGGCACUACAUAGGCGAGAAGUGUAAAAUUUUAAAAUAUUGAAAAAAAUCACUGAAUAUUUAUGUAUUUAUGUAUUUAUCCAUUUAUUGAUUAUCUAUACCUAUUCAUUUACUUAUUUAUCUAUAUAUUGACACACGAAAGAGCAUUUCCCAUGACAGUGCUUUAAAGAGCCACCUGCUGCAUAUACAUUACUGUACGUAUACCGUGUGAAACCAUUUUUGUUAGGGUCAACUAUAGUGGCAUUUGUGUUAUAUCUGCUGCCAAAAGUUUCACAUACGUACCCAGCGGGAUUUGCGGACUUAAAGGGACACUUCUUUUUUUUAUGAAUCCCGAAAGGGAGGAUUAAGAUGUAACUCACAUAUCGAAUGUUUGGUUUAUCUGUUCACUUGAACCCUUUCAUUUAUGUUAUGUAACAUACUGCUGAUUUGAUAAUAUAAAUAUUUAUCUUUGACUCAGCUGGACGUUGGGAGGGAUUCACUUGCUUUUUUGCUUUUAUCAUCUUCGCCACUGAUCGGCUCGCUAGUCGCCCGGGCGA
Molecule: messenger RNA, 3383 nt
Organism: Homarus americanus (American lobster)
Lineage: Eukaryota; Metazoa; Arthropoda; Malacostraca; Decapoda; Nephropidae
Exons: 5
Coding region: 95-2209 (704 amino acids)
Source: RefSeq, a predicted model, not a curated record